Ostreobium quekettii is the source of this 321-nucleotide messenger RNA. NCBI's taxonomy places the organism in Eukaryota, Viridiplantae, Chlorophyta, Ulvophyceae, Bryopsidales, Ostreobiaceae. The record is from the annotation of a GenBank genome assembly.
AUGUAUGACGGCGUUGGUCUUCGGACGCCACGCGGGUCGGGCGCGAGUGGCUAUGUCCAAACGAACAAGCUCAACCCACGGGGAGCGGCGCAUGUGAAGCAUUGGUCCGAAAAUGACAACCCCGGCCCCGCACACAAGAAGCCAAAUCAGGAAAUCAUGGAUCACAAACGCAGGAGGGAAAUUGAGGCCAAGGUUUUCGAGCUUCGAAUGCAGCUCGAGGACGAUGGAUGCUCUGCCAGUGAUGUGGAGCAGCGACUCGCAUGCGAGCGCAGCAGGCUUCAGUGCGGGUCCACAGGACCAGAGGGGACUAGCAACGCGUGA